Molecule: messenger RNA, 889 nt
Organism: Argiope bruennichi
Lineage: Eukaryota; Metazoa; Arthropoda; Arachnida; Araneae; Araneidae
Exons: 3
Coding region: 73-675 (200 amino acids)
Source: RefSeq, a predicted model, not a curated record
GGGAUAUAAAAGUAAUAAACAAAGAACAGAUGUUUUAGUUUCAUCGUGGUAGGACGUAAAGAACCUAUCGAUAUGUCGGAAGUGGCAAGUUCAAGUUGCAGCAAAGGUCCUCCAAUUGGUGUUAAUUCUCCUCCCGGUACCUCAGCAGAUUUGAAAUGUCUGUCGUCUGAAACUUUACCUACUGCCCCGGUUCAGUCGGAAUCCUUCACUGUCAGUCAAGCAGCUACCAGAGCUAAAGAUUGCUGCUGCUGUGAGAUCAUUGAUCGAUGUUUCAAUUGGUGUAAGAAAAAUGUAUGCCCUCGGAGGAACCUAUACAAUAAGGGUGUGUUCUUGCUGGCAAUGAUUACAUUUUUUGUCAACUUUAUUGUAAAACGCAAGGAGGAUUAUAAGCCUAACUGGGAAGUUCUCUAUGCCACUUUGCUAAUAAUGUAUUGCAGUUUGUUCACUUGCUUUUUUGAAAGGGGUAGUUAUUCUAAAUCGUUCUGGCUUAUAUACCCAAAGAGAAAGAAAGUUGAUAGCAGUCCUAAGAAAUCUCCUGGACAGGAAGGUGAAUACGUUACUGUUCCAGAAACCAGUCCAACCGAUUCAAUUAUUACGGAAUCUCCAGGACAUGGACUCAUUAAAGAAGUUAAGCUAGAUGUAUAUGGAGUACCAGGAACUUCGGGAAUUAAUUGAACUCGGAGAAUGCAUUUGGAGCAAUGAAAAUACGAGCAUUCUACCACAUCAGAAUUAAAAUUUAAAGUGAUCAAUAAGUGAAGCUGAUAUAAAGUGACGCAACUAAAGCAAUGAAUUAGUUAAAAAAUAUUUUAACCUUUUAUAUUUGUCUUAUCAAUCUUGUAACUUUUAAAUUCUGUAUUAUUGAUUUUUAGAUUCGUGAAUAAAAUUUGUA